This is a messenger RNA of Ordospora colligata OC4, 525 nucleotides long. RefSeq lists its product as uncharacterized. The transcript has a single exon. The coding region runs from base 1 to 525 and encodes 174 amino acids. NCBI's taxonomy places the organism in Eukaryota, Fungi, Microsporidia, Ordosporidae. The record is from RefSeq and is a predicted model, not a curated record.
AUGUUUGACUCUGAAUAUUUCAAGAAUCUUUUGAACGAGACAACAGCACUUAUUAGCAACAAAACAGAAGGUACGUAUUCUGAUGAUGUAGAGAUUCAGAUUGAAAGCAACAUUAUGGCACUUAAACAUUUAGCAAAUGAAAUAUCUGACAAAGAAGUUCAAAGCAAGAUGUUGAAAAGAAUAGAUAUGCUUUGUGCCGAGCCAGCAGAGUUUGAGGUGAGCGAGGUUCAUCAGCGAAUUACAGGAGUUAAUAAAAGCAAUGAGUAUUCCGAUAGGAUAGAAAAGGAUAUUCUGAAGUAUUCUAGACAGCUCCAUGGCAAAGCAAAGAAAUUUCUUGAUAGUGUAAGACUUGAUGGAAAUGUGCUUGAUGAAGUGACAGAUAAGAUGACUAAGAAUCUUGCGGGGACCAGUUCUGCACUGAGGUUUAUGAAAACUGAGCAGUCUAGCAAUAUUUCUGUAUUCCGGAUUCUCAUUUCUGCAUUGGUUAUAUUUGUUAUUAUGUAUUUUAUAAUAAGAUUUCUUUAG